Neolamprologus brichardi is the source of this 9374-nucleotide messenger RNA. The record is from RefSeq and is a predicted model, not a curated record. Lineage: Eukaryota; Metazoa; Chordata; Actinopteri; Cichliformes; Cichlidae.
UCCUGCAGCGAGCAGCUGUGCUCCUGCUCACACGGCGGACACCAUGAGUAAGUCCAGCACGCUCAAAGUCCGGAAACUAUUCAGCCUCAAAUCACCGGAGAAGGAGAAGAAGGAGCUGAAGAGGUCGGGGUCCCUCAAAGAUGUAGUGGGUGCAGGGACCAACCCCGCGGACAUCCCGGGGGGGCCACCCUGGAGCCCCGGCUCUCUCAGCCCGGGAGACAACCCGACUCUACCCGGGGACUCUUCACUCAAUUCCCCGAAAGAAAAGAAGAAACGGCGGCUGCUGCCGUUCAAGCUGAAACGGAAGAAAUCCAAAGACAAAGCCCGAGAAGGAGGAGGAGGAGGAGGAGGAGGAGGAGAGGUGUUCUUCCCUGACACCGAUGAGCUGGAGAGCUUCAGCAGCUACACGAGCCUCGACCCCGACCAGAUGAGCGUUUCCACAGAGUUCAGCUACCAGACCGUGUCCGACUGGACGUCCAUGAUCAGCUUCGACAUGAACGCGGCGCCGGGGAGCCCGAUGUCGCCCUCCAAACACUCCAAGAGUUCGGAGGAGAAGAAAUCGGUGUUCGGCCGUUUAACCAACUUCUUCAGCUCCAAGAGGAAGAAGAGCAGCAGCCGGAAUCAUUCGAGCACCUCCGACAGCUCCGCGGCAUCCCCCUUGUCGCCACGUUCGCCCCAAUCUGAGCCAGAAAAUGGGUUCAAUGCUGAGCACGGCGACACUGUGAGCCAGAGCUCGAGCCGGAGCGCCUCCAGUAGGGCCUCGCAGGUCACCGUAGAGGCAGACCUGCCGUUUGCAGACAGCAACAGCACCGGGAGCGUGAAGGAGCUGAAUGCAAUCAUGACUUCCACAGACCCUGCAUCUGCCACCGAGCCAGAUCUCGGUUUGAAGUCAGAAGUGGGCUUCGCUGAAUCCGUGGUGGAGGAAGUGAGCAAACGGCUGCAGGUGAAUUUGGAACAGAAAGUACUGAAGAGACCAGAGAGCAGCAGCGAGGAUGAGGUCAUCAGCCCGACCACACUGACGUCACUUCAGAUCCCACUUUCCAAGGCCGUGGAGUGCCCAAAGUCUCCUAACCUAACCUCCAUAAGCUUAGCAUCAAAGAAAGCAUCGGUGAAGGUUGGAGAGAAGGGCCACAGCACGGCGCUGAGAGGAAUAACUUUGCUCAAACCGGAGGGAAAGCCUCCGGACCUGAAGAGGGAAAACUCAGGAGGACCCAGGACGAGCACUCGAAUAUCCACCAGCAGCCUCUCGGGGGAAAGUGCAACCACGAGAGAGGAAAAACCCCGAGGCGAGUCUCCUGUCCUGUUCCACAAAGCCAUAUGGGUGGAGACACACCUGGGGGAGGAGGAGGUGGAGUGGGAGAAAGAAAGGGGUGUAAUGAAAAAGGAGGAGGAGGGCUUUAGAGCAGACUCGCCUCCUCUUUUGGCCGUACCUGUCACAGUAAUUCCAGAGGACGACUCAGAGAAUGAGGGAGUACCAGAGAGCCCUCCCACCCCCUCAGAGACUCCUGCGCUCAGUGGCAGCCUGCCACACUCACUCGCCUCCCUGUCACAGACUGUGGGGGAGGUCCAGACCCCCACGGAGCAGCCGGAGGGGCCGGACACAGACUCAACAAGGAGUUCUCCUCCGGUUCAGGAGCGACACCGGACGAGAUCGAGCUGGGUCACACGCAGGACUGUGAGUCUGCCUUCGAAGAGCAAAGCUGUUGCCGAGGUGCACACCGGCCCCGAGCCGAGCGUGGACGAAGGCUCAACUUCAAAGGGCUCAAACACAACAGAGGCGAAACCACGGCUGAUCCUCCAAAACAACAACGAUGCUGAUUUUAAGGACACAACCCUCGAUCUGCCCACACCAGAAGACGAGUCUUCACCCUCUGAGGCAAUUACUCCAGAAGCCAUAGUUAAAGGUAAAACAGACUUGGAGGCCUCAGACUUCGAUGACACUUCUGCAGCGUCAGACAUGUACAAAAAGAAGCCAGCAGCUGCAGAACCAGCAGCGAGAGGCCAAGCGGCCGACCAGGCUGCAGCCCCGAAACGAGGAGUUAAAGGAGCAGCAGAAAGCCGGCAUACCACGGCGGGUGGAACAAAGACCCCGACCUCUGCAGCUGCAAACAAGGCCAAGAAUGUCCCAACAAAGGCAAAGGGCUCCACAGAGGGCACAAAAGUGGAAACUUCCAGUGAUAAUCCAACACAAAGAGACCGAGCCGUUGGUAUGUUGCCAGCAUUAAAAGACCAAACCCGUGCUCCCUCCGGUGCUGCGGGUUCAAAGUCUAAAAUCCCCAAAAGAUCAACAUCAGACGCAGACGUGAAAUCGCCAGUGACACCAGAUAAGACAUCGGCGCCGGACACCUCAGGGCCCAAACUACAAAAACAACCUAGGACCAAAGAGACUCUGAAAUCUCCAACAACCGCAGCCAGACCUGGAAGGAAACCAAGCUUUGAGGAAACCAAAGGAGGAAAAUCGGUGUCGGGGAACAUUUCUCCCACGAAAACUAGGACCGGAACAAAACUCAGCAAGGACAAAUCAGAUGAGGACUUUGAGUCUGUGAUCUUGCUAAAUGACGUGGAAAAUGAGGAGAGAAGCAGUAAAAGUGGACACCCACCACACGGGGAAAGUCCGGACGUCAAAAAAACACAGCAGCAGAACGAUGUGGAGAGCCGGCUGCCCGUUUCAUCUCCGACAAGAAAGAAGGUUGAUAUAACCCAUAGAAGGGUUUCAUCGGGUCAGGUGGACUCGGACAGACCUAAAACAGUCCAGAAGACAAGUCGAGAGCAGAAAGAUGCAACAGCUGACGAGAGUCCUGGGAGUGAGACGCCGCCAGCGCUGCCCGAAAGUCCAAAGAAAGCAGGAAGUGUCCCACCAGUGAAACCACCCAAAACCUUUUCUAAAAGAAUCCACGGUGAGAGAGAUACUCCGACCUCCAGCAUCUCUCCACCUCCCACCAAAGAGAAAACCGUCUCAUCAAGAAUCUUUAAAUGGAACCAAAAAAUGGCUGCAAAAGAUUCACCUGAGACUUCGUCGUCUGUGAGCAAACUUCCCACAAGAGGCCAGAGAAGCUCCAAUAAACUAAAACCCAGACAACGUUCCCAAAGUGGGAAUUCUGAGGACUCAAAUCACAACACAUCGACAGAGACGGAUGUAAAAGCACCUGAAAGCGUCACAGCAAAUGAGCGUGACAGUAAAGACGCAUUUAAAUUCAAGUCGGAGGGAGAGGAAUGUAUUAUAAAACACACCGAUGAAACCAAAGUGAAAGAAAAAGACACUGGAACCAGUACAGCAACUGAAGACAUUUCAAACAUCCAGCAGUUGCAAAACAGCGACACAGUUAUUACAGGAAGUGCUCCGGACACAGGAGCCGAGGUGCAGUCGAGCUGCGAGAUCGACAAAGAAAUUCCGUCUCAAGUUACUGAUGGAAGUCGAGCAGAAAAUGCGUCUGUUAUUCAAAAUAAAAACACAACACGAGAACCGAAAUCCCCGUCACUGAAAACACUGAAGCUAACAGGAAACGUGAAUAAAAACACGGCAACACGAACUCACGACACAAAACAAGCUCCUGAAGAUGAAGCUGACAUGCCAAGCAAACCCGCUGAGGGUGACAGCGUUCAAAGGGAGAUACGUGGACGUAUCCCUGCUAAUAAAAUAAAUGCAUUCACUUCCAAGCAAAAGAUAAACAGCAGCAGUUUUCCUGCUAAACUGAUGUCAAAGGAUGACUCAGAUCAGUCUAAACCAGCCAGUACAGAGCAGCAAAAGGAUUUAUCAAGGGAGGAUCAAUUAACAAACGAUAGGGACACGUCCCUGACAUUAAACAAGGCCUUAGCAAAAGAUGUUGAAGUAGAGGAGAAAAGCAAAGAGGAGGGUGGCAGGAAACCAGCAGAGAGGUUGGGCAUUCAAACAGAGGCUGUGACUGUUGGUGAAUUGUCCAAGAAUGUUGAAAAUCAGAUGCACAAAGAGGCUCUUUUACUCGCAGGAGGAUCUGAAGGGAAAGGCUCAAAACCAAAUGAAACGCUCAGUGACACAGCAGUGGAAAACACCGAGUCACAGAAUAGUUGCAAAGAGGCGCUCAAGGGCAGAACCACAGAAAGACCCAUUACAAAUUCAGAGAAAUCAGCACAUCUGUCAGCAGAGGACAGAGGCUUAUCAGCUGAAUCCAAGGAAGAAACACAGACAGGGGCUACAAACGCUCUGAAAGAACAAACGAGGGAGGAGCACGCAAUACUCCAUGAAACUACAAAACAGCAGCCUGAGAUGCCUUUGAAAGAAAACACAGAGAGCAGCGGCGAGAAAACAAAAGCAUCAGAAGUGAAAAAUGAAUCCAAACUGCUUCUGACCAAAGAUGAGGAAGUCGGAGGUGAAGACACAAGUCUGGACGACAAACGCGACAGAGAUGUAAAAGGAAAACGAACUCCAGAAGUAAAAGACAAAAACACGUUCGAUGCUGAAGCUGAUAAAGAAAAGAAGAUUUUAUUGAACGUGACUCAAGAAAACAAGAAGGCGGUCGCUGCUAAAGACCGAGGUGAGGACAUUACAACAAAGGCUAAUCUAAAUCAGGACCUUGCAGAGGUGAAAGCCUCAAAGAAGACAUCAGAAAAACAUAUUUUAAAAUCAGAUACAACUAAAGAAGUAAAAGCUGCCAGCACUGAAGCUACAGAGGAUUUGUCAGUGCAUAGCUUGGUGAGUGCGACUGAAGCUGUGAAUGCUGACAUUAAAUCUAACAUCCAGGAAGACCAAAAGUCCAUAAUUGUUGGAGACCUGGAUAAGAACAUAACAAAACCAGUCAAAGAUCCAGAUGAUAAAUUAGACCAGAAACCACAAAUGGUAAAAACUGGAGGUCAGGAGAAGAUGCUGAAGAGCCAGAAUAUGGAUGUUACUCAAGACCAGACCUCUCUAAGUACUGAAGACACCAAAGAAAAAACCAAAACCAGUGACCUGUCAGUGGACAGUCUGGGGAACGAUGCACUGACUGCAGAUAAUGAAGUCGAACUUCGAGGUAAAAGUAUAACAAAACCAGCCCAAGAAAAAUCAGUUCAAGAGAAGACAGUGGAGAGCCAAGAAAAGGUGAAAGUUCAAGAACUGAUCUCAGUAAACACUAGUACAGAAGGUACCAGAGAAAAGACAGAAGUCAGUAAUGCAGACAUGACAAAACCAGAACUGAAUAAGUCAACAGAAUCCAAAUGUCCACAAGCUGGUCUACAACAGGGACCAGAGACUGCAAAGACAGAAUCUACAGAUGACAUGGAAAGCAAAACUCAGGGUUCUGUGGAAAAUAAAGGGAGUCCUGACUCCAAGAUCUCAUCAGCAGAGAGUUUGGAAAAUGAAAAGGCUAACAAUGACAUUAGCAGUCAAAAGGACCAGAAGAGCACACCUGUCAAAGUUGUGCAAAUAAAGAAACCAGAGACAAUUACUGAACCUCACACAGCUCCAGGUACUAACAAAGAACCGAAAUCAAAGGCUGUAGCAACAAAGGAUCUGAAGAAAACAACUAAAGAUGCUGAAUUAACUGUAACAUCAAGUGUUUCCAUGGCUGGAAAAGCAGCUGGCAAACAGGAACAGAAAAACCUCAUCAAAGAGGUUGUUGGAGUGGAUGAGAAACUAAAGGCUUCAAAGAUGAAUGCCAAGAAAGAAUCACCCACUGUUGGUUUCGACGAGGUGUUCCUGAAGGACAAAGACACAAAAGAAAAAAGAGAAACAGAUGUUCUAGGUAGUGCUUUCAAAAAAGGACUACAGACUGCAGAGAAAUCAUCCACUUCAUCCCCAAGUCUGCAAUCAAAUGCAGACUUUCCUUCCAACUGGUUAGAUGUGGAAUCUCAUCAGAAGAAGAGAAGGGUCCACAAAAGAAGAUUUAACACGUCCGCUAGUGUGGAUGACCCUCUUGAUCCCGAUGAUUUUAUCAGGAACAUUAAGGAAGGUGGGAUGCCUUUCGCACUGCCUCCAAAGAAGCAUGUUCAUAAAAAGUCUCAAACUCCACAUUUUGUCUUGCCGGCCAUUAAGGAGGACCGCUUCGAGAAAACGUUCGAUCCUGAGGAAUUCCAGUUCGGCUUAAGGAAAAAUGGACGAACCUUUAUUGACCUUUUACCUAUGACAAUUCUUAAACAAAAGGGAAAUCAAAGGAAUGAGCAAACUCUGGAAAAAAAUGCCACACCCACUCCUGAACAGCAAGCAACACUUGAUGAGGUUGAAGGUAAAUCUGCACUCCAGGAGGGGGCCAAAGCUGAAGCAGGAAAAGAGGGGCAAGACAAUGAAGAGCCCGUGAAGCUUACGUCAAGGCUUAAUAAGAUUUCCAUCCUCUCCAGCUUACUGACCACUCGUUCCACCAGGAAGAGUUCAGAGGAAGUUUCCUCUGCCUCAAAUAGCACACCUUCCUCUGACCAGCAGCAGGGCAUGCCCUCACUCAGAAACGUGGAAGCUGCUGAUUCAUCAAAGCCUGAGGCCACACACAUGAGUGGGACGGGCGUAGAUCAAAGCCCGGUCACAGGAGGUGGUACAGGAAGAGUUAGUGAGUCAGUCUUUAGCUCCUCCUCUCCUCCUCCUCUUGUGCUGCCCUCGUUCUCUGACAUAAAGCUGCCUGAACAUUUAGAGAAAUUACUGAAGAAGAACAAAAAAGAAACACAGACCUCCACAGCGCAGACAAUUCAAACUAACCAGAAUACAAAGGAGAGCAUCGCUAUGGACCAGGACCUGAUAGCAGGUCUAUCUCAAGUGGAUCUGAACCUGAAGAGCCCUGAAGAACUUCCUCCAAUCACCAACUCCAUCCAGCAGCGCCCUUCAAAUGGAUUUCAAAAGACGACUUCAAAGCCAAAGAUUCCUGCAGUAAGAGGCUUCCACAAAAGGCCUGGAAAGAUCAUCAUACACGAGCAUGCUCAGUUUGGAGGAGAGGCCUUUGAGCUCUACUCUGAUGUAGAAGAUGCCACCACCAUGAAGCUGUCCCCCAUCAUAUCAGUCAGAGUCAUCAGAGGAUGCUGGGUCCUGUAUGAGAAGCCUGGUUUCCAGGGCCGUAUCAUCGCUCUGGAAGAAGGUCCUACAGAUGGCAUCGUGAAUGUCUGGGCAGAGGAGGAAAGUCCUGCAACGCUAGAUGAGAUAGGUGAACCUAUUCCCACAGCGCCUGUGGUCAUCGGCUCCAUUCGACUGGCAGUGAGGGACUACAGCAUGCCCCAGAUUGACCUGUUCUCAGAGGUGAACGGCAUGGGCAGGAUGGCGUCCUACUUUGACGACACCGUAGAGGUCAGCUCCUAUGGCAUCCCACAGACCACCGGCUCCAUUAAGGUCCAUUCUGGAGUCUGGCUGGUGUACAUCGAUCCAGGGUUUGGAGGGUUCAUGGGCAUGCUGGAGGUGGGAGAGUAUCCCUGCCCGGAGGCCUGGGGCUUCCCUGAGCCCUUCGUAGGCUCGCUCCGACCCCUCCGAAUGGGGCCGAUAAAAGUGGAGCGUCCCAAUGAAGUCAAGGCCUUACUGUACGAGAAGCCCAACUUUGACGGCGAGUGUUUAGAGGUUCACAGCGACAUCUACAACGUACAAGAGCCGGACGACGAAUCCGACGAACCUGCUGUGAACAAGAAGACGCUGUGUGCAGUCGGGUCUCUGAAGGUCCUCGGCGGCCUCUGGGUGGGCUACCAGGAGGCAGACUUUGAAGGCCAGCAGUACAUCCUGGAGGAGGGGGAGUACCCUCACUGCAGCCACUGGGGGGGAUCUGAGGACGGGCUGCAGUCACUUCGGCCUGUAAUCGCAGACUUCCUGUCCCCGCACGUUAAGCUGUUCAGCGAGCAGGACUUCGGUGAGCGGAGCCUCAGCAGCAACCUGCUGGGACCCGUCGUCAACCUGGAGGAGACCGGCCACGGUGCAAAGACCCAGUCUGUCGACGUCACCGGUGGAGUGUGGGUGGCCUUUGAGAAGCCGGGGUUCAGCGGAGAACUCUACGUCCUGGAGAAAGGCAUGUACGCAAACCCGGAGGACUGGGGAGCUCAGGACUUCAGGAUCGCAUCCAUACAGCCCGUCUUCCACGACAGCAUGGGAACCACGAAAUUCAAGGUCCAGCUCUACUCUGAGGAGCACUUCCAGGGACGGCUGGUGUGUCUGGAGGACAGCGCGGCAGCUCUGGAUGAAGGCUUCACACCCAGGUCCUGUAAGGUGCUGGCUGGCAGCUGGGUGGCAUAUGAGGGAUCCCAGUUCACGGAGAACAUGUACAUCCUGGAGGAGGGGGAGUACCCCAGCACAGAGGCAAUGGGCUUCCUGUCCUCAGACUCGAGCUUCCGGUCCAUCCGGACUGCAGGACAUGAGUUCUCUCUGCCGUCCAUCGCCCUGUUCACGAAGGUGGGCUGCAGAGGUCGCAGGGUGGUGCUGACACACGAAGCUGUGAACCUGCAUCAGGCCGGCCUGGACGCUCGCAUACGCUCCCUGGUGGUGGGCGGAGGAAUGUGGGUGCUGUAUGAGGGCAGUAACUACAGAGGUCGACAGCUGAUCCUCCAACCAACCCAAGAGGCUGAUUUAUUUCAGCGUAGCGGCUUUCAGCGGAUUGGAUCCCUCCGCCCAUUACUGCAGAAACCGAUGUACUUCCGCCUGAGGAACAGGGAGACGGGAUGCAUGAUGUCUCUGACGGGAACGCUGGAUGACAUCAAGCUGAUGAGAGUGCAGGCCGUGGAGGAGUCGGGGGGAGAGGAGCAGGUGUGGCUCUAUCGGGACGGAUAUCUCACCUGCAAGGUGGUUGAGGACUGUCUCCUGGAGUCCUCGGGCAGCGUGAUGAUGGCGGGCAGCCGUAUCUGCGUUUCUCCCGAGCGAGGCAAAGAUAGCCAGCUGUGGAACAUCAGCCCAGACGGUGUGGUUCACAGCAACCUCAAACCAGACCUCAUCCUGGAGGUCAAAGGUGGGCAUCAGUACGAUAAAAACCAGGUGAUCCUCAACACGUUUGAUGAGCGAAAGCUGAGCCAGAGGUGGAGUUUGGAGCUGCUGUGAUGACUCUCACGGCCUCCUGACGGAGCUCCGUCACGCUGGGCCCUCAGACGCAGCUCCGCCGUGGAGCCCACAACGAUGUUCGCUGUCGUGUUUGCUUGGAAAGACGAUGCGCUGGAUUACGAGCUCACGUUGAUGAACAAAAUGUUUUUAGCUGACCUUUAACCCAAAGACUGUUUACUUCAGCGAGACCUCUGCCCUGUUUCAAUGCUGCACCUUUUCCUGUACGGUACUUCUCUUACACUCCAGAAGCUGUUUGUAGAUCAAAGUGAUCCGCUGUAAAGUUUUUAAUUUUUUUACACACACACACACACACACACACACACACACACCGUCGUCUGUACAGAACCACUGAGUAUAAAGACUUUGAGUUUAACUCUGCUGCCCUCUGCUGGUUGUAAAUGUGAGAAUAUUGUUACACAUUAAAAUAAUAAUGUGA